AUGAGGAACAGAUCUAAACUGAGCGUCCUGUUGUUGGGCCUGACUCUGGUUCUGUUCGGUCCGGCCUGCAGAGCCUCUUCUCUGGGGCUGACGGUCCACGUUGUGCCCCUGGACACCAACGAAGGGAAAACGGUGCGAGCUCAUUUCAGUGCCAUCGCUCCCGGUCCUUGUCCGUCUUUAUCCGGACUGUGUUCUGAAGACGAGGACUGUCUGGUCCACAAAACAUCCUUCCCUUUCAAAGGCACCAAACCCGGCUCUGGCUGGUGUGUCCGCCAGUGGCAGAAAACUGUCCCCAGUAAUUACAGCGCCACCAUAAAUUUAGGGGCGCGUGCGGACUGCCCUCAAAAGUUCCACUUGUCGGUGAAGGACCCGGAUGGUGACAUAGUGACAUGUCGCUUUGCACGGCCCGACCAGGGCGAAUGUCUCAACUGCACUCAGCACUCCUUCAUAGAGGUGGACGAAGACAAAUGCUUGUUGACGUUCACCGGAAACGCACCAGCAGGACAGUAUUUCAUCUACCUGAUGGCGGAGGACCGGGUUUUUAUUCCCAAAAUAAAAAAAGUCAUCGUCAACAACCCCCUCAGUGCUGUCCCAGUGCACCUCUCCCUCACUGUCGAGGAGUCGACUUACAGCUGCACAGAUGAACCUGUGGCUGCAGGUGAGACCCCCAGAGAGGACACCACGCUGUUUGUCCUGCCGUACCAUCAGGUGCAAUUCAACACUGACUUUACGUCACAGCGGGAGACUGUUUCAGAGGUAGCGGUGGUCGGUCCCCCUGACCUCUUUAGAAUUGGAUUCAAAUCCGUCGGCCCCCUGGCUGUCAUGACGAUGGCCUGGGUCCGCUCCGAAAACAAACUGCCCCGCCUUCUACCCAUCUGCUUCGCUGCAAACACCAACAGUUUGCAGUCGAAGCCUCGGUGCGUGUGGCUGUACCAACGGGAGAUGAGGAUGCUACCUGAUGGAACAGUGCUGACGUGUGAGAAGACGGAGAUGACUCUGGUGCUGCCCGUCUCCUCCCUGGAUAACAUCGACCUGGCAGAGCUGCAGCUCAACAGCCCCACCUGUCCCAUCUCCUACAACAACACACACCUGACUGCAACUAUCUCCUUAACCGGCUGCGGCACCAAGACAGUGCACUCUGGUUCAGAGCUGGUUUACACAAACACCUUACAAAGUGUGCGUCCCUACACUAAGGUCAGCCGCCAGCCAUCGCUCGUCCUCCCUCUGGCCUGCCGAAUCCCUGGAGUCCAAGCCAAGGGGCCCCAGUACGAGAUCGGCAUGCCCUUGGAGAAGGAGACCUUUGGUGAGGUCACGGUCUGGUUAGAAGUUCACUUGCCGGGAGAGGGGCCCAUGGGCGAAUUCACACGCAUCCCCAAGUUUCGCUCCCUCCAGAUGGCGCCGCGUCGAAAGCGUCGAGAAACAGAAUCAACAUCAGAGAGCAACAGCAACACCACCACCACUGGGUCCAGGAUCAGCAAGCUGGACCUCCAAGUGAUGUCCAACUGCAACAUCGACCGAGCCGAGGUCCUCGUCAGCAGUUGUAUUGAGUCCGAGACGAAGGACUUUGAAGUGUACAGCCCCAUUCUGGAGCAAGGGUGUACAUCUUCCAACAGCACAUUAGAGGUUGUUACGACACAAAACAAUGCCAAGGUUUACCGCAUUGAUUUGAGCACCAUGCAGACCAAAGGAUCAACGAUGUACGUCCGGUGCACGGUCAAUCUUUGCGUUGCCACCUUACCGUCGGCUUUGUGCCCUGAUCUGUGUACCCGCUCCUUCGAUACCAAUAAGAUGGUUAGCAGCGUGUUUACUGGCACCUACACCAUUAACUCAGGACCCGUUAGCCUCAUGGUCACCACUCCUGCACCGGCCACAACAACCACUGUCACCACUACAACCACCCCUACUACUACUACUACUACUACUACUACUACUACCAGUACUGAUACAGAUACAACUACCACGACUACCGAAAAUACCACCACCUCCCACGCUCCAGAACGGGCCUCGUCCACGGCAACCGGACUGAUUUUAACGACUAUCUGCAUAUUUCUUCAAAACAUCCUCCGUUAAUUAAUCUGUGAGAAUCCGGAGCGCUACAUCACACAUCACUCCACUGUGGAAUUCAAGGUUUUUCACAGACAUAAAUAAAACAGAGAGCACUCCACAGUAUUGUCAAAAACAAAACAAAAAAUCAAAAGAUUACUGCUGCACUGUUCAGAUUAACGGCUGGGCAAUAUGGCCAAAAUCUCCAUAAUUUCAUAUCUCAAUAACGAUAUAUUUAUAUAUCCUGAUAAAGCAUGUUUUUCUAGUAAUUUAAUAAAUAGUCCAUGUGAAUUCACCUCAUGGUAAAGCCUAUUUUUGUUUACGCCUGUGUGAAUAAAAUACUUGAAAAAAUGCAAAGUACAGAGUAUUUUGUCAUUAAAUGUGCAAAAUUAAUACAACAGUUUUCAAGUGAAAUUAUUGAGGCAAAAACUAUAUUUAUUUCCAACUUUACACCGACUGUUUUGACAAGUCUCCACACAGAAACAGAGAAAUCAGAUUAAGACAACAGUUUGGUUUAAUUUGAGUUACUUGCUAUUAUUAAUUUAUAUUAUUUAUCACAAAAUCUCAAUAUAUGAUUUCCUUCCAGAUAUAAAUCCAUUUAAAGAUGAUAAAUUCAUCAUAUUAAAUUAUCGCCCAGUACAACUCACAUUGAAUGAUCUAAGAUGUUAAAGGAUGUGACACUUUGUUUUAUGUCAUUCUUCUCUUUCCCAUCACUUCCUGUCAGCUGUCUACUCUUUUACGCAAAUACAUGUAUAAAUAUAUUUAUUUGAAAAAUAGUUAAUUGCACAUGCAGCAUUUUGUCUGCAUACAUUAUGAGAAUAAAAUAAAAAUAAAAACAGAUAACCAGACUAUGUGUUGUUGGAUUUUACAAACUUUUGAGCAACAAAUACGCUGCUUUCAAAAUGUUUACUUCUUACCAACAUUCUGAAUAAAAUGAAGUUGUAUUUAAAAAAACGUUUUAAAUUAUUCAAAUAUUAAAUCAGACACUUUGACCCUCUAAACAUAACACUCAAAUUUGUUAAUUUUGUCUUAAACCUAAAAAAAACUGUUUGAGACAGUAACACAGCGUCAGUGGUUGUGUGAUGUGCAUCCUUCCUCACAAUAAAUAUGAAAAGUUUAUUUUUCUAUAUAUGUAUAUUAAACACUUGCAAACCUUUAUGUUUUGUUGAUUUGUUCGGUUACCAUACUGUAAAGGCUGCUGGUCAGUUAGACAGCUAUUUCAAGAAUUUAAGAAAUGUUGCAGCAGAAAGUAAGAAAGCUUGUUGGAACAAAGCAAAAUAAUUGUUAGUGUUAAAUGAGGAACAGGUAUGUAAGCCUCUUUUCAUACAUUAUAAUACCUUAUAUUUAUUUUGUCAUUAACAUCAUGACA
This is a messenger RNA of Anoplopoma fimbria (sablefish), 3412 nucleotides long. RefSeq names its product mucin-2-like. Lineage: Eukaryota; Metazoa; Chordata; Actinopteri; Perciformes; Anoplopomatidae. The record is from RefSeq and is a predicted model, not a curated record. The transcript has 13 exons. The coding region runs from base 1 to 2070 and encodes 689 amino acids.